CCUCCUAACACCUCGGAAAAUGCGAGCCCCUGAUUGUCCAGGGGAGAUUAGCGCCUCUAUUCAUUUCAUGAAGAAGGAUGCUCUCCACGAGGUCGAAAAGCCGUAUGCAUUUCGGUACCCAGUGCCAGGUGCAACCCAAACCAACAUGGAAAUGGAGAAAGUAGAGCGCAUUCCCAUCUCCGACAUCCGGGGACGAAAACACGAGCAUUCUUUCGAGGCAGACGGUUUCGUAGUUCUGGAACUGCAUCGAACCUUCGACUACAGCAUCUUCUUCGAUAACGAAGAACUGCAGGUGUAUUUCCGCACCCUAGAGACGUUAUUGAAAGAGUUCCUGGGCGCGACUGAGGUGCAUGUGUUCCGUCAUGGCGUGAGAAAGAGACAUCCAGAUUUUCCGGUAUCCACUGGGACAUCCUACGAGUACGAUCAACCCACUUCUGUAGCGCACAUUGAUACAACACCAGAAGAGGCGCAGAAUGAGAUCCGCAGGCAAUACGGAGGCGAGUCCAAAAAGUACCUAGAGAAGCGACGAUAUCAGUGGAUCAACAUCUGGAAGCCACUGAAAGGCCCCUUGAAUGACUGGCCUUUGACUUUGUGCUCUUCAGCAAGCGUGGAACAGAAAGAUGUCGAGUCUGCCGACCUUCUUUAUCCAGACCUAGCGACGGAAAAUUAUCAGGUAUACCAUCGAGACAAGUACCAGUGGUAUUAUUUAAGUGAUCACAAAACUUCGGAGGUGCUCGUGUUCAAACAGUCUGAUUCGGAUCCAGGAGCGUGUUUGGGAGUUCCACAUUGUUCGUUCUUCAACCCGCUAGCGUCCCCCGAAGAAGCUCCAAGAGAGAGCAUUGAAGUGCGAGCGCUCGCAUUCUAUGAUUGAGUUCGAGGUGUCUUGUUAGAGGAAGUGGCUCUCCUUAGAACGUGGUCGAUUUCUGGUCGAGAAUCCCAGGUGCUCUGUGUUGUCUUAGAAGCGGCCUCGUGUCGCAAAGUGGCACAUACCUUGUGCAGUGUGAGGCAGG
This is a messenger RNA of Trematosphaeria pertusa, 1010 nucleotides long. RefSeq names its product putative CmcJ-like methyltransferase. Gene Ontology annotation, molecular function: oxidoreductase activity. The coding region runs from base 20 to 871 and encodes 283 amino acids. NCBI's taxonomy places the organism in Eukaryota, Fungi, Ascomycota, Dothideomycetes, Pleosporales, Trematosphaeriaceae. The record is from RefSeq and is a predicted model, not a curated record. The transcript has 3 exons.